UUAAUGGCGUUAGUGAUUCUACCAUGAACAAUGCACAUUUUUGAUAAUAUCGCUAAUAGUGUUAACGGUUAUAUAGUGUAAAAUUUUUGUUAUUCAUUUACAGUUUUAUCAUUAGAUAAACACAUGAUAUUUGCCAAAAGAUCAAUAAGGGCGCCCACCAUUAAUACGAGUUACUUCUUCCGGCUGUCCUCUGAUUCCAAAUUUCCAACCAUACCCAAAAUAAACAAAAAAAAAAAAGAAAAAAAAAAAAAACUUUCCAGUUCCAAAAUUGAACUUACAACAUCAUUACUUUAGAUAGUACAAAAAUGGCGGUAUCCUACUGGUUCACGUCAUCACCUCUCCAAAAAUUUCCGUCAUUUUCAUCAUCAUUCCAAACUCAAACUCCAUCUCUUCAACUUCAUCAUCAUCAUCAUCGUAGUCGUAGCAAUUCUACAAGUUUCGUCGCUGAACCAAUUCAUCGUAGAAAUCAUAUUUGUUGUAAGCAACAGUUUCGCCGCCAUAGCCGUGAUCUUCGUGUUCGCUGCAAUCUUGAAACUCCUAUUAAUCUUAGUGGAACCACUGAUUCUACUUCUAUCCAAGUUUACCGCGAUUUUGAGAGAUUAAUUACAGAAACAGUAAAACAAUCACAAGAUGCCUGGGGUGGAGCUAGCAAUUGGAGUGAAGUUGAGGGUGCUUGGGUGCUGGGACCAAAACACUCAAAACCAUGGUCAGUUGUACAUUUUAUUGGUGGUAUAUUUGUUGGAGCUGCUCCACAGCUUGCCUAUCGUUAUUUUCUUGAACGCCUCUGUGAAAAGGGUAUAUUGGUGAUUGCAACACCAUAUGCUAGUGGAUUCGAUCAUUUUUCCAUUGCAGAUGAGGUGCAAUUUAAGUUUGAACGUUGUCGUCGAUCUCUACAGGAAACAGCUGAUGAACUUCCUACUUUUGGCAUUGGGCAUUCACUGGGCUCUGUCCUCCACCUAUUAAUUGGGUCAAGGUAUGCUGUGCAGCGAAAUGGGAAUGUAUUGAUGGCAUUCAACAACAAGGACCCAAGCCAAGCUAUUCCACUGUUUUCACCUGUUUUCCUUCCAAUGACUCAAAGUAUGGGGCCACUUCUAUCACAAAUAGCAUCAUCAGAGACAAUGCGGCUUGGAGCAGAGACAACUUUGAAGCAGUUGGAGAACCUUAGCCCCCCUAUCAUGAAGCAGGUUCUUCCCUUGAUUGAGCAACUUCCACCCUUGUACAUGGACUUGGCUAAAGGAAGAGAAAAUUUCAGUCCAAAACCUGAAGAAACUCGACGCCUUAUUAAAACGUACUAUGGCAUUAGCAGGAAUCUUUUAAUAAAGUUUAAAGAUGAUAUUAUAGACGAGACGUCAACACUGGCGCAAGUAUUGAGUGUUGAUUCUGCUAUUAGUUCUGAGCUGGAUAUGUCCAUUCGUGCAGUGCCGGGCGACCAUGGUACACCUUUGCAGCAGGCUCUCCCUGAUGUUCCUCCUGCAAUGGCUGAUGCAGUUAAUCGUGGAAGUGAGCUUUUGUCAAAUUUGAUUGCAGGGACUCCAUGGGAGACGGUGGCUAAGGAUGUCAGCACUUCACUGGGAAUGGACUCUCAGAUUCUUCGUGCAGAAACCUCCAAGGACAUGGAGCACCUUAUUGAUGUGCUCAGUUCUUGGAUGGCUUCCAAUAUUGGCCCAAAGCUUUUGAGGUGAUGCCAUGUAUAGGAUGCUAGCGAGUGAUGGGCAUUAGAUAUUUUACGAAGGGCCGCAGUUAAGAUGUAAUUGUUGUAAAGAUAAAUCUUUUAGUGCAUUACAUUAAAUUGGUACGAGGUUUGAGUACCUUUAUAUCUGGCUGAUUAGUAUGUUAAUAUCUAUGUAAUUAUUUCAAAUACUACUUCAAAGCUCUAAAAAAACACAAACUCUUAUAUUUGGCUAGACACAUGGUGUGGCCAAUGUUGAA
Chenopodium quinoa (quinoa) is the source of this 1929-nucleotide messenger RNA. RefSeq lists its product as uncharacterized. Bases 306 to 1682 code for a protein of 458 amino acids. The transcript is spliced from 10 exons. The record is from RefSeq and is a predicted model, not a curated record. NCBI's taxonomy places the organism in Eukaryota, Viridiplantae, Streptophyta, Magnoliopsida, Caryophyllales, Amaranthaceae.